UUCAGAGCUUCCGAAAUAACUUGAACUUGAAAUGGAUACAUUUUUAAAGUUUAAUUCUAAUAAAUCGAACAAACAGAUUGAGUGUACUCUACUUUAGUGAGGAUUUCGAAUAAAACUAACAAACCAAAGAAACCUUUUAAUAAUUAUGGCCAUUGUAAACACGUCUUUUGAAUAUGUCAAAAACAUAUGAUAUUUAUCAACAACGAAUUAUUAAGCUUAUUUGUAUACAAGAAUGUCUAAAAGAAUUAUGAACAUAAAGGAAGUUCCACAUGGAGGAGGAUUGUGUAUAAGAAGUUUAAAAAAAUCAAUACCUGAAGUAAACAUCCCAAAAACGAAAAAUUUUGAUUUUGCCAAUGCUAUAGAGUCAGUUUAUCCUCUUUUAGAUAUAAUUUUAAGUUUUCUUGAUUAUAAAGAUUUAAUAAAUGCAUCUCAAGUUAAUAAAGCUUGGAAAGAAGUAGCAGAUAAAAUUUUAUUAAAACGAUGUGACCCCAGUUGGUUUACUUGUUACAAAAUAAAAGGAAGUAAUAUUUUAAAAUACAGUGAUAAUCUAAAUAAAAAUAAUAUUGGUAUUGGGAUUAUCCUCUAUAACAGUAGAAGAAUAAAAUUAACCGACUAUAUUUGUAUUCAUCGAGAAAUUUCAAUCAUAUCUUUAAAACCAGUUGCAGAAUAUAUAACGGAUGAACUUAUACCUCCAAACAUAGAGUAUUGCCUAAUAUCUUGUCCAAGAGUUGUUUCUCAGUUCCCAAUAAAAGAAAAAGCACUGCUUACUUCAACUUUUGAUGGACUAAUUUUACCCAAAAUCCCAAAUGUACAAACAACUAUGUUUCAUUGUAACCCAGUUAAAAAAUUAGAUAUUAAAAAUACAAUUGAUAAUUUUAUAAAACCAAAUCAUGAAGUAAAAUGUAUUUUAUUGUUUUGUAAAAAUGAUUUAAGGAAAUCCAUAUAUAAUUUGUUGGAUGCUCUUGUACCUGGCCUUAAUCCUUUAGCAGCAGCAAUUGGAGGAGGAAUAAUUAGAGGAACAAAAACGUUUCAAAAUCAAAAAAAAGUAUUUUCGCUAAAUGAUGUAUUUUGUAUAGCAUUUACAAAGGAAAAGGAAGGAAAAUGUGAUUUCAGUGCAUUUUCAGUUGUUAUAAGUGGAGAUGAUCUUUCAAAAGAAGAAUUUGAAGCAGAACUGAUUAAAUUUAGGAAAAAUACUGAGUUAAGGUCACACAGUGCAGCAUUCAGGAUUUGCUGCUCUGCAAAAGUUGAUACGGAUGAGGAACUUGAUUUGUUUGAGAAAGUUUUUCCAAAUGUUCCUCUUUUAGGAAUGGAUGCUGAUGGUGAAAUAGGCUGGAACUGUUACAACAAUGUGGAUCCAGACAGUUGGACCAGACCCAACCAAUCAGGAUCUAAAAGAAUGAAGAAAAAUUACCCUGUGGUGCAGCACCAAUGGUCCACUGUGUUAGUGUUGUUAACAUGGGGAAACCUUGUAACCAAAUGAACCAAAUUUUUAUAAGAACAGU
This is a messenger RNA of Brassicogethes aeneus, 1502 nucleotides long. The record is from the annotation of a GenBank genome assembly. NCBI's taxonomy places the organism in Eukaryota, Metazoa, Arthropoda, Insecta, Coleoptera, Nitidulidae.